Cercopithifilaria johnstoni is the source of this 3261-nucleotide messenger RNA. Lineage: Eukaryota; Metazoa; Nematoda; Chromadorea; Rhabditida; Onchocercidae. The record is from the annotation of a GenBank genome assembly.
GGGAUACGGAAUUUGGAUAAUGAAUUAAUCAAACUUGUUGAAACAAAAGAAGAUAAGUCGAAAAUUUAUAAAGUAUAUUUGAAGAUCGGGCAUAUCAGUUUGUUGGCAAAGGAUUUUCCUAGAGCGCUAUCAUCUUAUCAGAAAGCUUAUAAUCUGAAUAAAGAUGGAUUUUGGAAAGAACCGGCUUCAUAUUUUGGUCUUGGAAUGGUUUAUUUCCAUUUUAAAGCAUUUGAAAUCGCUGGAGAAGCAUUCAAUCGCGUUCUUUACUCGCAUCCAAAUCACGAAUUUACAGUUGAAAUAUAUUCCAGACUGGGAUUUAUUUAUAAGAAUUUGGAAUUUUUCGAACUUGCUAUUAAGCACUUCACAGCAGCACUGAACGACAGCCGUGAAAGCACAUUCCUGACGAAGGUUGAAUUGCGUUUCAACAUAGCUCAUUGCUACGACAUCGCCGGUGACCUUGAUCGGGCAGCCAUCGAGUAUCGAACUAUUUUAACUGACCAUUCCGUUCAACUGACGAGCAGUUUACAAGCACAGAUCCUAAGACAACUUGGUUGGUUGUGCUAUCGCGAGGAGUGUCAACCGGCACAGAGACCUCAAAAGAUAUUCGAGGCAGAAAAUUAUCUAAUUCAAAGCAAAGAACUGGAACCUAAUUGUGGAAAAACAUACUAUUACUUAGGACGUUGUUACGGUGAGCUACAAGACAGAGCACACGACGCAUUUGUUUAUUACAGGCAUUCAAUUGAUAAAUCAGAAGCUGAUGCGGAUACGUGGUGUAGUAUUGGUGUUUUGUAUCAACAACAAAGUCAGCCAAUGGAUGCACUGCAGGCGUUUAUUUGCGCAGUUCAAUCAGAUCGUGAGCAUAGUGCUGCGUGGACAGAUUUAGGACGAUUGUACGAAGUCAAUUGUCAAUUUUCGGACGCACUUCACUGUUUUAAGAAAGCAUUGAAGUGUCAGCCAGCAGCACCCGAAGCUUUGAAAGCGAGAAUACGUGUCCUUGAGAAGGAGUUGCAUCCAUCUUCAUUGCUUAUUGGAAAUUUGCGAUCUCUGCCACCUAGCGAAUUACCUGGUCUUAACGAAGCUUGGAGGCUUUCCAUUCCUGCAGAACUGAGUCAAAGACAAGAAGAGUUUUUGAAACAAAAGCAACAACGUUAUCGUGACGGUAGUCCGUUACUUUCUGCUACGUUAACAUUACCUCAGAAUACAAACGAAUCAGUGGAAAUACAAAUCCAACUAAUGAAUAUUUUACGCGCAAAUAAAGCUGAAAUUACUGAACGCGAACGUAUUUUAUUGGAAGUGCUAGAAAGCAAAUUCGGCAAGACUGAUAAAAAUGGUGUCGAACAAUCUGUAGAAAUGUAUGCGGAACAAGACUUUACGAAUGACGAUAUCAAAAAGGAAAUGAUUAUGGAGGGUGAUGCUAUACCUUCUACUUCUUCAUUGGAGAUUCAUUCAGCCGAAAAAGCGACCACUGAUGACAACAAAGAGAUGACAAAAGAACAAACAAAGCCAACUAAAGAGGUGUCUCCGUUACCUUAUUCGUUCUCACUUACUGCUGAUGUUCGAGUACCGCUUACAAUCACAGCGUCAGAGCUGAUGGAAAGAUGCAGAAGAAGGGUUGAUAAACCAAGUGGAUUUUUGGAAAUAUUUGAUGAGCAAGUGAAGCCUCCAACCUUGCCAGAAGUACCAAAAAUAGAAAAAUCUCCACCUGAAAAACUUUUACGAGCAACUCCUGUAAUUAUGGUGGAAUCACGAAAGGAGGCAUACAGUAUUGAGCUACAAAAUUAUUGUUACAAUAGUUCAGUUGCAUUGAUACGAGGUUUAACGCAGACUUUAAAGAUGGAUCUUUCAUUAUUUUCAACGAAAUCUUUAUUGGAAAUUGCACCAAAUCAUGAGGUAGAAAUACGCUCCCAGUACAAGAUGCCUCCCGAUCAGAAUGUUGAUCAUCUUGGACAGCCAACAUGGACAUGUCACAGUAUUCGUUCUUACACAACUAUUGCUCAUUAUGCUCAGUAUCAGGCCCAAUCAUUCCAGUAUAGCUUGAAGGAAGAAGCCGAAAAACUUCGGGCAGCAAGUGCAAAAUAUGGCGGUAGUGGUGCUGGUACUUCAGCGGAUGCUGGUAACGGUUCAUUGAAACGCCGACGUGCUACUGUACCUGAGGAAUCUCAAAUGCCAAUGAAGUUGAUCAAAUUUGGAACCAAUGUUGAUCUUUCGGAUGAAGCAAAGUUUAAGGUGCAACUAGCGGAAUUGAAUAAAAUGCCGUCUUUUGCAAGGUUAGUUGCCGCAUGCAAUAUGUUAACACAUCUUGGACAUACUGUUUACGGUAUGAAUACUGUUCAACUGUAUAUGAAGGUACCAGGUGCACGUACUCCAGGGCAUGUUGAAAAUAACUGUUUGGCAUCGGUGAAUAUAAACAUUGGACCAGGUGACUGUGAAUGGUUUUGUGUUCCAUAUGAAUAUUGGUUGGCAGUUAAUGAAUUGGUUGAAAAGCACAAACUCAACUUUCUAAAAGGAUCUUGGUGGCCAGAUAUUGAUGAGUUGUUGGAGGCAAAUAUCCCUGUGUAUCGAUUUACUCAGAAAGCAGGUGAUGUGGCUUGGAUAGGCAGUGGCUGUAUUCACUGGGUACACAGUACCGGAUGGUGUAACAAUGUGGCAUGGAAUGUUGGACCACCCACACCAAACCAAUAUGAAAUGGCUCUUCAUUGCCAUGAAUGGAAUAAACUUAAUGGUUACAAAUCAUUGGUACCAAUGCAGCAUUUGAGUUGGCAGUUGGCAAGAAAUAUACGCUUUUCAAAUCAAAAAAUGUUUACGUUAAUCAAACAAAUGCUUAUACGAUCGUUAGCUUAUAGUAAGAUGAUUGCUGAUAUGUUGAGUAUUUACGAUAAGUCAAUUCGGAUGCAUCCAAGGCAAAAAGGGGAAGUGUCGCAUUAUUGCUCUACUUGUGAGAUCGAAGUUUGGAACAUUUUGUUUGUGCGUGAAGUAAAUGGUAAAUUCCCAGUCUACUGUGUUCAGUGUGCUCGAAAAGCAGAUCUUUCAAAUUUUACUGUCCUUCAGCAGUACACAUUCGAUGAUCUUUGCAGUGUUUUUGACCAGUUUCGUCUUUAUCAGUUUCUUGGUUUAUCCUCCAUGAAGUACCUCACAGUGAAUUUCAAAACAGAUCUGCUGUUGUUUGCUGAUGGAAACGAUUGUAUGGCUACCGAUGCCUUUCAUCAAUUUUUACGCAAUACUGCCAUUGCUAUUCGUGUCUUUUUCACCCGUUUUCAUUAA